Molecule: messenger RNA, 3947 nt
Organism: Homo sapiens (human)
Lineage: Eukaryota; Metazoa; Chordata; Mammalia; Primates; Hominidae
Gene: HM13
Product: histocompatibility minor 13
Exons: 3
Coding region: 111-542 (143 amino acids)
Cellular component (GO): membrane; plasma membrane; cytoplasmic side of endoplasmic reticulum membrane
Molecular function (GO): protein homodimerization activity; aspartic endopeptidase activity, intramembrane cleaving
Source: RefSeq, marked reviewed
ACUUCCUGUUGCCUUAGGGGAACGUGGCUUUCCCUGCAGAGCCGGUGUCUCCGCCUGCGUCCCUGCUGCAGCAACCGGAGCUGGAGUCGGAUCCCGAACGCACCCUCGCCAUGGACUCGGCCCUCAGCGAUCCGCAUAACGGCAGUGCCGAGGCAGGCGGCCCCACCAACAGCACUACGCGGCCGCCUUCCACGCCCGAGGGCAUCGCGCUGGCCUACGGCAGCCUCCUGCUCAUGGCGCUGCUGCCCAUCUUCUUCGGCGCCCUGCGCUCCGUACGCUGCGCCCGCGGCAAGAAUGCUUCAGACAUGCCUGAAACAAUCACCAGCCGGGAUGCCGCCCGCUUCCCCAUCAUCGCCAGCUGCACACUCUUGGGGCUCUACCUCUUUUUCAAAAUAUUCUCCCAGGAGUACAUCAACCUCCUGCUGUCCAUGUAUUUCUUCGUGCUGGGAAUCCUGGCCCUGUCCCACACCAUCAGGUCAGAAGGCAUCUCUCUGCAACAUUUGAAGCAGCUUUCUCGGGAACCAGUACAGGGUCUUGGAUGAGAACAUGACUUUUGGCAUCAUUCAGAGCCAGGUUUGAAUCCUGGCUAUAAAACUCAAGGGACUCUUUCCCCUGCACACUGUAGAUGACUAGGACAAGAACAAUGACCUCUCUGGGCCACAGUUUCCUUAUAGACAUGAUGAGGAUCUGGUGGGUGUUUCCACCACCACAGCUGUUGGGAAAGUGAUUUGUGAGCAGUAAUGUCAUGUUAGUUGUGACAGUACUCAGGUGAGUAACACCAGUACCACCUGCCGGGUGUUGUGGCCUAGCUGUGUGCUAAGUGCCAUGUUGGGCUCCUCACACAUGAUCGUGUUUCGUAAGGAGCCAGAGGCAGCAUAGUGAAAAGUUAGGAGCGUGGGCUCUGGCAUUUGACUACCUUACUUUGAGUCCAGACUCUGCCACUUAAUAGCUCUGUGAUCUUGGGCAAGUUACUUAAUCUCUCUGGCCUCAAUUUCCUGGUGAAUGUGGAGAAAAAUAAUAGUGCCCUUCCCAUGGGGUCAUGUGGAAAGCUUUUAGCACAGUAUCUGGUGAUUUAAAGUGUUCAGUAACUAUUAGCUGUUACUGUCAUUAUCUGUGUUAACCUGCCAGACAACCUUAUAUGGGUUGCUUUUGCUUUCACACCUGUAUGAUAGUCAUGGAAACUGAAGCCCAGAGAGGUUAAGAAAUUUGCUAGGAUCACACCACUAAUAAGCAACAGAGCCAGGAUUCAAACCCAGGUGUGGCUCCAGAGCCCAUCCUCUUCCCACUGCUACCCUAACUCAAACUGCCACAUGCUCGUGUCCUUUCAGUGGGGAGAGUGGUUCAUUAGAGGGGGUUGCUACUUUUAUUUUGGACAGGCCAGUUCUCCAUUCUGCAGGACUAUCCCAUGUAUUACAAACAGUUGGCAACCUUGCCCUGCUCACCAAAUGGGAGUUGCAUACCAGUAUUCCCCAGCUUGUGACUACAGAGAUGUCCCAGUAUGUUUCUUUCUGCCCCGUUGAAGAGGUGCAGCCUCAGGCUGAGAAACACUGAUAGACCAAGAGGUGGCCAGGGUUCCCAGAAGGAAGGAACUCACCUUGAACUUAGCUUUCUUUGAAGGGUAGGAAACCUGGAAGACGUACAAAGGAGGGAGAGGUCAGGUGCUAGAAAGUUUGUGCACAUUGAGGGCAUGGGCAGAAUCUGCUCCCAAAAGCAUUGAAAGCCAAUAUGAGGCCAGGUGGUGGCUCAUGCCUGUAAUCCCAGCACUUUGGGAGGCCAAGGCAGGCGGAUCACAAGGUCAGGAGAUUGAGACCAUCCUGGCCAACAUGGUGAAACCCCGUCUCUACUAAAAAUACAAAAAAAUUAGCUGGGCAUGGUGGUGCAUGCCUGUAGUCCCAGCUACUCAGGAGGCUGAGGUAGGAGAAUCAUUGAACCUGGGAGGCGGAGGUUGCAGUGAGCCGAGAUUGCACCACUGCAUUCCAGCCUGGCGACAGAGUGAGACUCCAUCUCAAAAAAAAAAAAAAAGCCAAUAUGAAUGUGGCUUCAUUCUUCUAGGCACACUGGCAGGACAGUGUGGUAGUCAGGAGCACAGGGUCAAGAGGCAGGCAGCCUUGGGACAAACACCUGGUGCUGCCAGCUCUAAUAUGUGUAAAUUACUCAAGCUCUGAGCAUAGUUCUUCUACCUAUAAAAUGGAGAGACUACAGGUACCUCCUCAGAGGUGUGGGGAGGGUCUAGUGAGCCCCAGGCUGUAACAUCCCUAGAGCACAGUGCCAAGCACACAGUGAGCCUAGUGGCUGGCCCAGGGUUACACAGCUGAGACUUCACCUCUGGUCUUCCCACUGAGGUCAUUGUUGUCCUCACCUGCACUGACUCUUCACCCACAAAAUUCUAUUCUAGCUAGCUUGGGAGAAUUCUAGUCCAGCCCCGCAUCCUGAAAAAUGGAGGCCCAGGGAACCUGAGUGACUUGGACCCAACCAAGAUAAUGGCAGGCCCAGUCGCCCUUGCUCACAGGACAAACCAGUCCUUUCGUGGUGGACCUGGGGUGGGGUGGGGGCAGUCACUUGCAGACAUUGGGUGUCCUCCUUUCCCAUGCUGAUUAGGAUCCUCCCCAACUGUAGCCCAUCCUACCCCAGCAUCUGUGAGACGCUUGAGACCCCCAAGUCUCCCCACAGCCCAGCCUCCACCUCAGAGAGCCCAGUGGGUUUUGAAAGCCACUGUUAGGCUGUGUGCUGAGGAACUGAUUAUUUAAUGUUAUAGCAACAACCCUACAAUGAAGAUCUUAUCUCUACCCAGCUGCCUAGGCAGGGUAUUUUGAACCUUUAUCAUCUUGACACCAAAGACUUUUUUUCCCUUUUAGAAUAAUAACUAAGGGACAUUGUCCCAAAUUUCUCAUAGAUGAGUAAUCUAUGUCAAGAAAUAAUUGAGGGUGGGCACGGUGGCUCACACCUGUAAUCGCAGCACUUUGUGAGGCCAAGGCAGGUGGAUCACCUGAGGUCAGGAGUUCAAGACCAGCCUGGGCAACAUGGUGAAACCUUGUCUACUAAAAAUACAAAAAAGUAGCCGGGUGUGAUGACGCACCCAGCUACUCGGGAGGCUGAGGCAGGAGAAUCACUUGAACCCAGGAGGUGGAGGUCGCAAUGAGUCAAGAUCGCACCACUGCACUCCAGCCUGGGUGACAGAGGGAGACUCCAUCUCAAAAAAAAAAAAAAGAAAUAAUUGUCUAUCUGUCUUUUAGCCACUUCAUAAUUUUUAGAGAUAGAUAUUAUCAACAGAAAAUAAAACCAACAGCAGCUAAAACUGCACAUGGUAAAAUGUAUGAGUGACUAGAAACUAACAGAAGAAUAAUUUUCUUAAUGAAAUUUAGAGCAACAAAAUUUGACCUGGGAAAACCAUACCUUUUAAAAAUAAUGGAUCACCUGGGCAUGGUGGUUCACACCUGUCAUCCCAGCACUUUGGGAACCCUAGGCUGUUGGAUCACCUGAGCUCAGGAGUUCAAGACCAGCCUGGGCAACAUGUUGAGACCCUGUCUCCACAAAAAAUACAAAAAUUAGCCGGGUAUGGUGGUGCGUGCCUGUGGUCCCAACUGCUCGGUAGGCUGAGGUGGGAUGAUCGCGUGAACCUGGGAGGCAGAGAGGUUGCAGUGAGCUGUGAUCAUGCCACUGCACUCCAGCCUGGGUAACAGAGUAAGACCCCAUCUGAAAAAUAUAAAAAAAAAAAAAAAAGAAUAAUGGAUGGCCAUAGGCAGAAGGUAUGCUUACCAUAUGGGGUUAAAGCUGGUCCACUAAAAAAUUUGAUGGGGACCAAAAACUGUCAGAUGAAGGAAAUCAUUAUUGUAAAAUUAACAUGAAAAAGAACUGAAUCCAGUGAAAAUAAUUUUAGUAAGUAGGGGAUGAUUUGAUCAUGCUUUUUAGAAAGUUGGUCUACCAAUUAAAUGGAUGUUUCAAUUAAA